Carica papaya (papaya) is the source of this 1204-nucleotide messenger RNA. Its product is annotated as aquaporin PIP1-2. Lineage: Eukaryota; Viridiplantae; Streptophyta; Magnoliopsida; Brassicales; Caricaceae. Gene Ontology annotation, biological process: transmembrane transport. The record is from RefSeq and is a predicted model, not a curated record. Gene Ontology annotation, molecular function: channel activity. Gene Ontology annotation, cellular component: membrane.
CUUCCACUUCUCUCAUCAACCGUAAUCAGUCGGCCAUAAACCCCCCAACCACAGCGACUGUGUUUUCCACUUUACCUUGAAGCAGAGCAACAAUGGAAGGCAAAGAAGAGGACGUAAGACUCGGAGCCAACAAGUACUCGGAGCGGCAGCCGAUUGGUACGGCCGCUCAGAGCCAAGAUGGCGGGAAGGACUACAAGGAACCACCGCCGGCGCCGCUGUUCGAGCCGGGAGAGCUGACCUCCUGGUCGUUUUACAGAGCAGGAAUCGCCGAGUUCAUGGCCACUUUCCUCUUCCUCUACAUCACAGUCUUGACCGUCAUGGGCGUCGUUAAAGAAUCCAGCAAGUGCUCCACAGUGGGCAUCCAGGGUAUCGCGUGGGCUUUCGGUGGCAUGAUCUUCGCUCUCGUAUAUUGCACCGCCGGCAUCUCCGGCGGACACAUAAACCCGGCGGUAACCUUCGGGCUGCUCCUGGCGAGGAAGCUGUCGCUGACGAGGGCGAUUUUCUAUAUGGUGAUGCAGUGUUUGGGAGCAAUCUGUGGAGCUGGGGUGGUGAAGGGUUUUGAAGGAAGCGCCACUUUCGAAUUGAAAGGCGGCGGCGCGAACGUCGUCAACCAUGGAUACACAAAAGGUGACGGACUCGGCGCUGAGAUCGUCGGCACCUUCGUCCUGGUCUACACCGUCUUGUCGGCCACUGACGCCAAGCGCAACGCCAGAGACUCCCACGUUCCAAUUUUGGCACCUCUACCAAUUGGGUUCGCAGUGUUCUUGGUGCACUUAGCCACCAUUCCAAUCACAGGAACUGGUAUUAACCCAGCCAGGAGUCUUGGUGCAGCCAUCAUCUUCAACAGGGACAAGGCUUGGGAUGACCAUUGGAUUUUCUGGGUAGGACCAUUUAUUGGAGCAGCACUUGCGGCACUAUAUCAACAAGUUGUGAUCAGAGCAAUUCCUUUCAAGUCCAAGUGAAAUUCCCAAAAUGGGUCUCCAUAAAAUAUGUCAUUUAAAAUUUAAGAUGGUGAAAAAUGUAAUAUCAUCAAAUUUGAGCCCAGCCUCUUCUUAUUUUUUUUCCUACUGGCUGUUUCUAUUUUCUAUGGUUAAUUAUGUGUAUUUUGUUGUUCUAAGAAAUGUAAAAAAUGGAAGUUUAGUUUUUAUCUUUGGGUUUGAAAAGAAGUUGGCUGAAAAUGGUGGGGGCCAUUAUUGUGUUUGUA